Messenger RNA from Cyclocybe aegerita, 1872 nucleotides. Lineage: Eukaryota; Fungi; Basidiomycota; Agaricomycetes; Agaricales; Hemipholiotaceae. The record is from the annotation of a GenBank genome assembly.
AUGAGCCAAGGCUUCCUCAAUUAUGUCUUCCUCCGUACGGCGAUCGCUGCACUCCGACUGGUGGCUCCAGCAAGCCUUGCAUAUCUUGCGGCUUGUGCCGUAAAACCUGCACUUCUUUACUGGCCAAUCGCAUGCUUCGCCGUAGCUGAAGCGUCAUUUUACCUGCUCGUCUACCUUCCACGACGCUUGCGCCUUCAAUCUCCUCCGUCCCACCUCCCUCCAGCUCUUACAAGAGAGCAGAGACGUGCCAUCUUCCACAAAUGUCUCGAAUCGGCCGUUCACGAUCCAAAUUCCGAAGUCCUAUAUCCCAGCGGGUGGUUUCUGCCCAAGAACUCGACGCCGAAGCGCGAGGAUGUUGUUGAUUGGCUUCUUUGGGCGUUGUUCACUACAUCACGGGAGAACAUCGGCGUCGAUGAAUAUGCAGAGGAACUGGAAGAGUACCUGUCUGGAAUUGAGAAGCUGCAAGGGAGGAAGCUGGAGGAAGGCCACUCGGGAGAAGGAGGGGUACGGUCAAUACGGACUACCCUCGACCCUGUCCUCAUGUUGCAUCGUCCAUUAUCGUGGUAUUUGAUCGUUGCGCUCGUCGAUUCUGGUACCUCAGUCGUACUGGUAUUAUUGGGCUUCAAGCAUUACACCCCACGCGAGGCUCAAUGGAGCCUAUCGUUCCCUCUCCGACCGCUCUUAUGGCUGUUGUCGCGUCGUGCACCCCAAGGUGUCGCCUUUCCGUACUGGUAUCGACCGCACAGGUCGUCUCAGAAGAUUCCCCUGGUUUUCCUUCACGGAAUAGGAAUCGGUCUCCUUCCAUAUAUCCCCUUCCUAAAGUCCCUUGUCAAAGGCGAGAACCGCGAUGUUGGGAUUCUCCUGCCGGAGCUGCUCUGCAUCUGCAUGCACAUGACGCCCCGUUCUAUUCCACCUCGGCCGCUGAUGCUCGAAUCGCUGAACACCGUACUUGAAUCUUUAACCGCGGCCGAAACAGAUCGUCAGCCAGCCUCUGGUGCUAGCGAAGAGCAAAGACCGUUGCUCGAAAAUGUGAACGGUGCCAACUACUCAGCAGUAUCCCCUUCCGCUGUUGGCUGGAACAAGGUCGUCCUCAUCGGGCACUCCUACGGGAGUUUCAUAGCUGGGUGGAUCAUCCGGCAUUGCGUCGAUCUCGACACCCUCUCUUCCUCUCACCCUUCACCUCACAACCUCGCAGGCAAGAUCGCAAACGCGAUCCUCGUCGACCCAAUACCCAUCCUCCUCUCCAACCCCACGGUAGCGCACAACUUCCUCUACCGCGACCCCUCCUCCGUCUGCUCCGAGGACCAUCCUAUCCUUCACCUCACCCACGACGAUACGAUCGAAGAUGUCGAGAUCGCUCAUCCCCUGCCACCUCCGGCGCCCAAGUGGCGCUCGUCUGCUUGGGCAUGGGUGAUAUGGUACUUUUCUAGCCGCGACCCGGACGUGGCGCGGACGCUGCAUCGGGCAUUCUUCUGGGCGGAGGGUGGUAUCUGGAGGGAAGAGAUCGGAGCUUUCGUCUCUGGUCAUACUCACAUGGGGCCUUCGUCUUCGAUCCCCAUACAGAAUGGGAGUUCGGGCGGGCCCAAUCAUUCGACACCGGAGCGAAGGAAGAUGGCCGUUUUUGUAGGAGGGCGAGACCAGAUUGUACCAGGAGAGGCGAUCAGGAAAUACCUGACGAAGGAGGGGAGGAGGGUCGAGCGGUGGGUUGGCCAUGUGGACGAGCAGGGCGAGCUGAAUGCGGCGGCUGGUGAGGAAAACGAUGUGGAGGUGUUUCUCAACCCUGACUUGGACCACGCGAAUAUUUUCGAUACGUCGGAAGCGAGAGCUCCCCUGAUGGAUGUCAUUGAGCGGUAUGUGAGCACUGGUCGAUAG